AUGAUGAACGUUUUCUACAAAAAAAAAGCUCGAGCGGGCUUUGUGCCUGGGGCUCGAGAUUGGGAGGUGUGAUGACCGAGUUAAGUCCUUCCUUCCCAUUUUCCUCCCCUGCUCUCUCUCCCCUCCUUUCCUCCCUUCCUUUUCGGAGGUCGACUUUUCUUUCAGAAGCUGACUGUCUUGAAACUUGUUGCGCAGUGGAAGGCUGCGCACCUCUCCCUCUCUCUACUUUGUGCAGUAGCGGUUUUCGUUCUUGGAUGGAUCGGCAAGCCGGGUCGAUCGUCGUUGCGUUGGAGGCUUUGUGAAGUUCUCCCCUCUCUUUCCCCCCCUUUCUCCCUUCUCUUCCUCAUCUCGUUCCUGUUGCUCGGUUGUUGACUACGCUUCAGCCACUUCUCCUUUUAUUCCUAAGCCGUGUGUUGGAUUCCGUCGAAUAGAUCGUUCGUUCGCGUUGGUCAAGAUCUACGGCAUGGAUCGGGAAGAAAGGUCGCUCGUUUUUUUGGUCAAUAUCCUCGCGUCAAGGCGAGGCUCGUUUCGUUGUAUUGGAUCGUUUUCGUUCGGCCCCGACGGCUCAACAGCCAGCACUCGAGACUCAGCCAAGGGAGGACAUCAGGCGCUGUCGGGGUGACGAGUAG
Microbotryum saponariae is the source of this 629-nucleotide messenger RNA. The record is from the annotation of a GenBank genome assembly. NCBI's taxonomy places the organism in Eukaryota, Fungi, Basidiomycota, Microbotryomycetes, Microbotryales, Microbotryaceae.